This is a messenger RNA of Dreissena polymorpha, 2818 nucleotides long. RefSeq lists its product as uncharacterized. The transcript has 2 exons. The record is from RefSeq and is a predicted model, not a curated record. Bases 1028 to 2422 code for a protein of 464 amino acids. NCBI's taxonomy places the organism in Eukaryota, Metazoa, Mollusca, Bivalvia, Myida, Dreissenidae.
CGAGGAAUCUCGUACGUAGAUUACAUAAACGAUAUUUUUAAUUGAGACGCUAUUUACACACAUAUACAAUAGUUUCGGAAACAAUUGAAUGUUAUAAUGAAAUUAUAUAAAAUCUUACGAAACGUAUUUAAUGGAAAUAUAGUGAAAACGUGUAGUUGUCUCAUGUUAACUGUACAUUUUAAUGAUUCAAAAUACAUAUUAGUUUAACAUUGUUAUGGCUUUAAACAUGUUUUAACGAACAACGUCAGUAGAAUACAAGUUCUUAAAAAUCGGAACAUAUUCAUCAGCUUUUCCUAUAUCUAGGACACAGGGCAUCGACCCAAUGUUAAUUUGCUUGUUAUGUCUAGCAAAUAGAGAAUAUAGGUCAGUAUUCCGUACGGAUUGUUUACACGGGGAACUUACUUAACGUACAAUGAAUAAGUCGAGUUAUCUGUAUUAUUUUGCAUAUGCAAAUUACGGAACGAGAGAUUGAUAAGCAAUGAUCUAUGUGAGUGCGUACUGGGAUAUGAUCGGUAUAUACUUAAUAAUAACAGUUCAAACUGAACAAAAAUUCGUGUGUUUAAUGGCUUCUUCAAAACUUAGAAGCGACACGAGUGACCAACGCGGAAUAUUCAGAGUUUAAUCACAAACCUAUUUUCGGAUUAUUAUUGGAAUUACAACGAUCAGCAAAUUAAAUAAGGGUAUACAUUUAUGGUAAAGAGAUGAAUCCAACUUCGUAUUACCAUCGGGUUAACAACAACUAAUUUUAUCGGGCAUGAUUGUAUAACCAUGUUCUAAAUACAAUGUAGUAGAGAUCGGAAUCCGUCUUCUUAUAUCACCAUCUGAUAAAAGCAACUCGUUCAUGUAUGACCUAUUGAAUUCAGUGUUGCAUAUGCUGACUCCAAGUUAACAUUUCUAUCGAGUAUAAAGGACCUAUUUAAAUAAAUACAAGUGUUGCAUCCAAUUUCUAAAACUGAAAUUUGCAUUUUUUGUAAACUCCUAUUAUCGUUGACUCAUAAUAGAAUCUUCGGAUAUAUCGUAUUGCACUAUGGUAGUUUUAAGAGACAUAGUUUACGGUCGAAUCCCAGGAACCGUCGAGGAAUCCUACUGUCUGGAUUUGUAUCUACCGAAUGACGUCAACUUGAAGCUGGAUGAAUCGAAUUACGAAUCAUUAGUAUACAGUAGCGCAGUUGCUGAGUCUGCAAGAUUGGAAAAUGAUGGAUGUCUGACAAGGAAGCGAUCAAAGAAACAGGAAGCAACGUUAGAUAGUCGCAGCAUAUCCGAUAUUUCAGCGCCGCUUGUUUUGUUCUUUCAUGGCGGAGGGUGGCGUCGUGGCGGGAAGAACGCGUGGCGUCAUUACCUGUAUCAUGAUGUGAACUUUCUGGUAGCAUUAAACCAGUAUUUCACUGGCACGUAUGCGAAUGUUGGAACCACCUUAUUGAAGAAUGGCAUUAUGUGUGCCCUGGUGUCUUACCCGUUGACGGAGGUCGUCAUGCCCGUCCUUUUAUUUGAAAUGAUGGCAUCAUACUUUCAGUGUGUUUUUGUGACGUCUGUGCUUUCUUUACCGAUACUUGUGACAUAUUUCUCUCUAAGAUCGACCGUUGGUAGUCAUGGGGAUUGGAAUUGUAUAUCACCUGAAUGGUCUGAUACAAACUACCUGAAAAUAUAUCUUCUAUCAGUACUACUUUGCGUUAAUGUAUUAACAUUGUAUAUACUUACGUCAAGACAAACGAGGCAUUUAAAGGCAGCGUUAGUGACGCUCAGUGUAGUGUGUUUAGCGUGUGCAUUAUUUAUACAAGAACAGUCCUGUUCGCCUGAGACUCGUUUGCUUUUAGCAACAGUUCUUACAUUUGUCUGCAGUCAAACAAUAAUUGCACAUAAUAGAUUGAAACGAAGAAUUCAUAACAGUUUUCACCAGUCGACUGCUGUUGCCAUGGCAGUAAAAUGGGCCACACACGUUUGUCAUAAGACACAUUCCCGCCUGUAUUUGAUGGGCCAUUCUGCUGGUGGCCAUCUGGUCACGAGGACAGUUCUUGACGACACGAUCUUGCAGGCGUUCGAGUGUAAAGCAAAGGAUAUUUCGGGCGUGAUAUCCAUAUCCGGUGUCUAUGACUUGCUGUGCUUGCAGAAGAGACUGUUACGAACUGUUUACCUUCUACCAACCUUCGGAAAGGACCAUGACGGCUGGAUGAACGCCUCUCCAACUCAUAUAGUGCAGAAACAGCGUCGCGCAUUGGCUGAUACCCGGUUUCUGUUGCUAAGCGCCAUGAAAGACCCGUUUUUAAAGGAUCAGUCUCUUGAAUUUUACAGCGCCUUGCGAUCUCGGGGAUAUGCUUGCACACAUAUUGAGAUACCUUGGACGAAUCAUUUUAGUAUAAUCACCGGGUAUAAUACUGAAAAAGGAUCAACACUAAGGCUGUGUUUUGAAUUUGUGUUAGCAUGAUUUCUUUGUCGUAAAAUCAAGAUUUCUUUGUCGUCAAAUCAAUACUGUUUUUUUUUCUCAAAACAAAUAGGUAUUAUGUCAAUAUGAAUGUACUGUAUAAUAUGUUGCAAAGCAGGACACUACGAACUAUUGUGAUACAAUAAAUACAGAGGCGUAGAUCUGCUAAACAAUAAACAAUAAAUUAGCAAAGUGUGAAAUCAAAUAAUAACGCAUUCAUCAACAUACAGUACUUAGAAUUCGUUUGGUUUUUAUUGGUGUUUACCUUUAUAAAUAAAGAGGAAGGUGUAAUUGCUACCAACGAGGAAGUAUAUAUAAAUGCGUACAUGCACAGCUGGUUAUUAUUUUACACACGAUGUUCAAUACAUAUUCUGAAAUAUAACGCGGCUAAAAUAAUUA